Sclerotinia borealis F-4128 is the source of this 1794-nucleotide messenger RNA. NCBI's taxonomy places the organism in Eukaryota, Fungi, Ascomycota, Leotiomycetes, Helotiales, Sclerotiniaceae. The record is from the annotation of a GenBank genome assembly.
AUGGGUCAAGAUGAUCUUCCUCCUCAGAAUCACUCAGACAAUUCAAUGUCAGGCUCACUGGAUAAAGAGACUGGCCCUGUUGGGGCUGGCACAGUAGACCAUUUGGAAGUCAUUCGCACUGUUUCACAGGUACCAGGAAAUACACAUUACUAUGAGGCGGAUGGAUUGAGAACAUACGGGGACGAUGAAGAUCAUGAUCACGAACCACCUAUGACCAUACAUCGAUUGAUGUCCUUGGUUGCCAUGGCUUUCUUAUGGACAGGUUCUCAAAUACCAGUAUAUCUUUUCGGUGGUAUCCCACCUUAUAUCUACGGCGACUUGGGAGGAGCAGAUAGAUGGACAUGGUUUGUGUUGUCCAACCUACUCGCUUUGGCAGCAGUGUGUCCGUUCGUAGGAGCUUUGUCGGAUCUGUUUGGCAGGCGAUAUAUUGCUCUCAUCGGAGCGGGAUUGAUCGUCAUUGGAAUGAUCGUUUGCUCCACGGCACAUUCCAUGAACAUCUUCAUUGGUGGUAUGGCUAUUGCUGGCGCCGGCGCUGGUAUAAAUGAGUUAACAGCUCUUGCUGCAACCUCAGAACUUGCUCCAACCGCCAAGCGAGGGAAAUACGUCGCCGUUCUGAUUUUCACUAUUUUACCAUUCACGCCAGCUGUACUCUGGAGUCAAUUGAUCGCAUCACAUUCCAGCUGGAGAUAUGUAGGUCUAUUUUGUGGUCUCUGGGCAUUCAUUGGACUUAUCAUAACCGCCGUAUUUUACUUCCCACCUCCUCGAGUUAAUUCAACCGGCCUCUCACGCAAGGAGAUUAUAUCCCAAAUCGACUUUGUUGGCGGGUUUCUGUCCAUUGCUGGUUUGAUUCUCUUCGUUGCUGGUCUUCUCUGGGGCGGAUAUCAGUACGCCUGGUCGUCUGCACAUGUACUCGUCCCACUCAUUCUCGGCGUUGCAUUCAUAGUCGCUUUUUGUUUCUGGGAAGUUUAUGGUGCCAAAAAUCCCAUGUUCCCCUCUCGUCUCCGAAAAGAACCCCGCAUCUUAGCUCUCACCCUCGUCAUCACCUUCAUCUCAGGUGCAAACUUCUUCUCCGUUCUCCUUUUCUGGCCCACACAAGCUUUCAAUGUCUACGGACAUGAUCCAGUUGGUGUCGGAAUUCGAGGUCUUCCAAUUGGCGUUUCCAUCCUCGUUGGUGCAUGCGUUGUUCUUUGGCUCUUAUCUGUCUUUCGGGGGGGAAUUCGUAUGCUUAUGAUUAUCUCAUCCUGCAUGAUGACCGCAGGAUGCGGCGCCCUUGCCACUGCAAAUCUCAAUAAUAUCAACGCUGUUUACGGUAUUCUCGUAGUAGCAGGUCUGGGAAUUGGCGGCAUCGUCGUUCCCGCCUCAAUCAUCACAACCAUCAUUUGUCCCGACGACCUAAUCGCCACAAUCGCAGCACUUACCCUCGCCAUCCGUGUAGUGGGCGGAGCCAUCGGAUACACAACCUAUUAUAACGUAUUCCUCACCAAAUUUGUCCCCGCACUGUCCGUCAAGAUUGUUCGGGCCUGCUACGCAAACGAUAUCUUCGACUUGGAAAUCAUCAGCGAGAUUGCGGAAUUGACGAGCGCCAGUCUUCUCGACGAUAUUCUCCCCCUGGUCGGUAACAAUAUUACCAUCUGGCACGACGUCGUACGAGCGGGUCAGGAAGCUUAUGCGGGUGCGUAUCCGUGGGUUUACUAUGUUAGUAUUGCUUUUGGAGCCGUUUCCAUCCUGGCGAGUAUUGGCUUGGGCGAUAUUAGUAAAUAUAUGGAUGAUCAUGUGGCUGUUGUUAUGCAUUGA